Messenger RNA from Bombina bombina (fire-bellied toad), 3000 nucleotides. It is a transcript of the gene CASS4, whose product is annotated as Cas scaffold protein family member 4. Gene Ontology annotation, molecular function: protein binding. Bases 198 to 2750 code for a protein of 850 amino acids. Gene Ontology annotation, biological process: cell migration; cell surface receptor protein tyrosine kinase signaling pathway. Gene Ontology annotation, cellular component: plasma membrane; cytoplasm. The record is from RefSeq and is a predicted model, not a curated record. Lineage: Eukaryota; Metazoa; Chordata; Amphibia; Anura; Bombinatoridae. The transcript has 8 exons.
CUCUGCAUUCAGUUUGCAUCACUAUCUGGCAGCCAUAAUGGCAGUAACUUCAUAUAAUGAACACAUUAGUUUUAUUUUCUUCUUUUUAAAUUGACAUCAUUGUGUGACAUUAGAGACAACACUGCCUGUGAAACUUCAGCACUUCAUAGCACCAGAUCAGUUUAAUUCUGCAAGUGUUGACAUUUUCCACAAAGAACAUGUUGGCCAAAGCUCUGUAUGACAACAAAGCAGAAUGCUCUGAUGAGUUGGCUUUUCGUAAAGGUGACAUCCUGACCGUGUUGGAGCAGAACAUUUUUGGAAGUGAAGGGUGGUGGAGAUGCUACUUACAUGGGCGUCAAGGCCUUGCCCCUGCCAACCGCUUGCAACUGUUCACCAUUAAUCAGAAUGAUUUCCCACUGACUGGCAGCCCCUGUGGCUCUCUAAGGAGACAGCCAAAGCAGCAGAACAUCUACCAGGUGCCUUCAGCAUCUAAAACUACAACCCUGUCAACAUACGAGGAUAUGGACAGCAUCUAUAUCACCCCCUCAUCACUAAACGUCUCUGGGGAAACUUACCAGUCUCCAGUUUCCCUGUCUGCCCAGAUAUUAUAUGAUAAAGCACACAGUUCUUCCAAUCAGCAUCUCCUUACACUUCCAAGGGCAAGUCGUGCUACGUCUGUCAUACAUCAGGAACUAUAUGAUAUCCCACCUUCCAAGCACUUCUCCAAGGGAAGUACAACACCUGUGAGUGGAUCAUCUCCAGUGUUCACAACUCCAGAGCAGACACAACAGCAGCAGCAGAUCUACGAUAUCCCAGCAAGCCAUGACAGUCCAGGAAGGGCCAACCUGAAGUAUCCUAAACCCACCAAUGUAUAUGAUGUUCCACCAACUGGCUUAUUUCAUCACAAAGAUGGCCAUGAUUCUACGCCUCUGUCAAGUCACUUCAAUACUCUGCCCAAUCCUCGCAAGUCUGAAUGGAUUUAUGAUAUUCCAGUAUCACCAGAAACAAAAUAUCAAAAAAGUCCAUGUCGUAAAUUUUCUGUAGACAGACAGCUGGUGUAUGAUAUACCACCAGCACGAUAUGGAUGUGGCGUGAUACAAGAAAGUUGUCAAAUAUAUGAUGUGCCACCUUUACAAAGAAACGUGUCAAUAGCAGACCAGACUGUUUAUGAUGUCCCUGUAUCGCAUGAUAUGAUAUCAGUGCAACAAAAUGGAAGUUCAAGGAAAUGUUCCUUAGGGUUCCUUCAGCAGAAGAGAGAGCAAAAUAAUUCCAAAGAUAAUGUUUAUGACAUUCCAAGAGGGCCAGCUGCAGUUACACUGCCAAAGAGUGAAUCAACAAGCCCUGUUUGUGAUGAGCGUAUCUAUGAUGUUCCACCUCCAUUGCCCAGGAACUUUAAACCAUCCAUAGACUUUUUAGAACAAGACAGGUUAUCAGUAUCAAGCUCAGAAAGUCGAACCAGCACUUUGUCUACAGCAUCUACCACUUCUAGUGAUUCUAUAAUUUUAUCAUCCCCAGAAGAUUCCAUCAAAGAAGUAACAUUGGAGCUUGAGGCGGCUGUCAAGAGACUAACCCAGCUACAAGAACGUGUGUCCAGCUCUAUAGCAAGCCUUAUGAUAUUUGUGAGUAGCAAGUGGAGGCUACAAGAGCACAUGGAAACAAACAUUGAAGAAAUUCACAGAGCUGUUGACAGCAUUGUCUCUUCACUGGGAAUGUUCAUUGACUUUUCACAAAGUAUCAAAGCUAGUGCCUGCAACCUAACAGACAAUAAUAUUCAAUUAAACAUUAAUAAGCAGUUGCAAAUUCUUACAGACUCUUCCUUGACCCUCUCAUGUAAUAGAGAAGCUAUCAGUCGAUGCAACUGGUCUCUGCAGGCACUUGUUAUCAAUAAGCCCCUUUCCACACCUGAUGAUCUAGAUCGAUUUGUGAUGGUAGCACGAACAAUCCCAGAUGACAUCAAAAGAUUUGUGUCUAUCAUCAUUGCAAACGGAAAACUCCUGUUCAGAAAGCAGGAAGAGGUGAAGAAAUGCAACUUGCAAAAUGAGCAGAAAACAGCACGUAAACUGCAAAUGCCUGCUCGCACUGAGGCAAAAGUGCUCCAUGGACACACAAGCCUGGCUAAAGCUGGAGAGAAAUCAAAAGAGAGAAAAUAUCCACUUACAAGACAGACGGCAAAAGAAGACAGUGAUUAUGUCCAUUUGCAGAAGAAAGAAGAAUUUGAAAAAAUGCUAAAAUCUUCUAAUCAACAACUUCAAAAUAAAACUUCUCCUGAAGAAAAGAGAAAAGGAUGGUUGAAACCGGAUCCCAUUAUAGCAGUGUGCAAAGAACAAGAAAAUAAUACAGACAUUGUAUUAACAAAGGAACCUGCACCUUCAGAGAAGGAAGACAACCUUCAAGGAGCAGAACCAACCAAGAAAAUCCCUCUUUCUGAACACUGUCACCUAUACUUUGGAGCUCUUCAAAAGGCAAUUGGUGUUUUCAACAACAGUCUUAGCUCUAACCAGCCACCAGAAGUCUUCAUUACUCAUGGCAAGCUUAUCAUCAUGGUGGGACAGAAACUGGUAGAUUACCUGUGCCAAGACGUGAAGGGCAAUGAUGCCCGUAGUAACAUUCUGCACAAGAGCAGUGAACUUUGCAGUUUACUUAAAAACUUGGCUAUGGCCACCAAGACAGCUGCAAUACAAUAUCCUAAUACAGAUACCAUGCGAGAACUGCAGAAGAGGAUUAAUGAGCUUUCCAACAAUAUACAGAUAUUCAGGUCAAUGGUGGAAUGACAGCUAAAGACCUUAAAUGGACAUUACAAAUACUGUAUUAUAAAAUAUAUAUCUAAAAACUUUAUUGAAACUGUAACAUAUUUCUUUACAAAAAAAUGGCUAAAGGAGAAAGACUACACUGGCCCCAUCUGUUUUCUGAGAUCCCCUGUAUGCAUUUAUUUAUUUUUUUAUUUUCACAUGCAGAUGCCCAAACAACAACAAAUCCAUUGUCAAAAUGUAUAGCUAUGCAAAUAAAUAUAAAUUUAAUACA